AUGUCAUCGCAUAACGUCGCUUCUACUACAUCUCACGCCGAGCCGUCUCAUGUAGGCUUAGAUAGAGUCUGUGCAGAUGAAGGUGAUCAAGCUUGCAGCUUGCGAUCCGCGCAGUCGAAAUCUCGUGUUUCGUCUUUGAGCGUGAAAGCGCGGAUGGCUGCUGCUGAAGCUGUCCACAAGCGUCGCCAGUAUGAACGUGAGGCCGCACUCGCACGACAUCUUGCGGAAGUCGAAGAUGCUGAAUACCGUGCCGAGCUGGAGCAAAUUAGUGCUGAAGCAGACUCCAAAGGUAGCAGGCGAAGUAGGAGCAACUCUACUCGUAUGACCAGAACGGAACAAUGGGUAAAAAAUAAUUGUAAUAUUGAAAUACACGACACUAGAGAUGAACGUCAUGAGGUCUCACAGCCUAGUUAUUCGGCCAUCGCGCCAGUAGCUCCUCAGGCUGCUGCUCCACAAUUAGCAGCACACCUCACCUGUUCAACGAGCGUAGGUUCUGUUUCUCAUGUACCAGUACAGGCGAGUGUAUCGCCACCCUUUCUGGUACAUCCCGUAGGGGAACGUGACCACGUGACCGUUGGUAACAAUGAUGUCAAUUCUCAGUUAUUUUUACAAAUUACGGCCAACAUGGCAGACGCAGCGAAAGCCUUAGCCACAGCUCACAACAUGCCUAAACAUUCUAGGAUAGAGUUGUUCCCUUUUACAGGCAGUCCAUUACUGUGGUUACAAUUCAAAAAAAUAUUUGCUAGUACUAAAUCAUUUUAUUCCCCUGUAGAGAACGUUGCGCGUUUACAAAAUGCGCUUCGUGGACCCGCACGAGAAGCCGUCGCUUCGCUUCUCGUCUCUGCAGAGGAUCCAGAAGAGAUCAUGUGCGCACUCGAACGAAGUUUUGCGUCACCAGAAAUGAUUGUCUUCAGUGAGGUACAAUUAUUGAAGUCGCUACCUCGAUUAGGUAACGAUCUUAAAGAGUUAAGUACUAUUGCUAAUAAAGUACGGAAUAGUCUUUCUACUAUAAAACUACUCAAUCAUAGUGAAUAUUUACAUUCACCAGAAUUAUUUCAUGUCAUUUUAGGAAAAUUGAACCCUAACACUAAAAUGAGAUGGAGUGAUUAUGCAUCAGAAUUUAGUAGGUCGAACCCGCACCUUUCUAAGCUAGAAGUUUUGUCACAAUUUUUGACGCGUGAACACGAGCGUCAUACUAACUUCGCUUUAUCUCCUGAAUUGGCUCUCUCUUUAGCAACACAACAAUUGCACAUAGAAUGUAUUUAUUGUAAGAAGAAUCACAACAUUACAUCUUGUGAGGAAUUCAAAAUCUUGACAGUCGAUGAAAGAUGGAGUUGGUUGCGAGAGUUCAAGGUUUGCUACAGAUGUCUACGUCGCUCUUCACAUCUAUGGAAGACGUGUAAGGUAAAUCCUUGUGGUAUUAAUGGCUGCUCCUUUCGGCAUCAUCCUCUACUUCAUGGUAGACAGGAUAUGUCAAUAUCACCACCUGCACCUGAUACACUGCAUAUAAAUGACACAGUGUGUGCCACUGCGACUCAAGACGUAUCCUCACCUUCUACCACUGCACCUUUGGAGGAUAAGGUUAUUAUUAGUAAUACCGGCGUAUGGCAAACUGAACAUUCUCCUUCAACUUCUAAUGUUUUAUUAAAAGUAUUACCUAUUACUAUUUUCGGUCCAACUGGUAGCUUAGACACAUACGCUUUGCUAGACGAUGGUAGCACGGCUACAUUGAUUGAUGCUAGUGUUGCCACUCAAAUUGGAUUAUCGGGUCCUCAGGAACCUAUUACUGUUAAUGGCAUAGGUGGUCUACAUAAGAACACUACUAUAAGUUACGUAGAUUUCCAUAUAAAAGGUAAGUUUAUGUCUGACAUUUAUUUAGUAAAACGAGCCAGAGCUAUGGUGUCACUUAGUUUACAUGCGCAAUCCUUGUCAAAAGAGACUUUGACAUCUUAUAGUCAUUUAUGUGAUUUAGCUGACUUCUUAACAUAUAAUAAUGCUACACCGACCGUACUUAUCGGUGCCGAAGAUUGGCAUUUGUCAAUAACUCGUGAAGUUCGUAUAGGAAAACGCAAUGAACCUGUGGCUUGUCGUACUUUGUUAGGUUGGACAUUAUAUGGAAUAAGUUGUAGUAAAACUAAACCUAUUGAAUUUAUUAAUCAUUGUCAAUUUUUAGAUAAAACAGAUAUUUCUGACGAUGAACGAUUAGAGCUCCUUGUUAAAGAGCAAUAUAAAAUAGACUCAUUAGGUAUUUCUAAACGUGAAACAUUACAUAGCAAACAGGAUUUACGCGCCUUAGAGAUUUUAGAAUUUACUGCCAAACGAUUACCGACUGGCAGAUUUGAGGUAGGUCUUCCUUGGCGUGACAAUAUUAAACAAAUUCCAGAUAGCUAUUCACAAGCUAUGUCACGUUUCUUAACUUUGGAAAGACGAAUGAAUCGUGAGCGUGAUUUUGCUGAAGCAUAUAGAAAAUUCAUAGAUAAUAUGAUAGUUAAAGAGUAUGCAGAGGAAUGUAAGCCUAUUACUUACUAUAAUUGUAAGCGUAUUAGUACCUCUGAUUCCUUACAUUAUAAGAAUAGUUCUACGCAAAAUUAUAGACUGUACUUACCACAUUUUGGGGUUUACCACCCACAAAAGCGUAAGCUUAGAGUCGUGCAUGAUGCAGCGGCUACAAAUCAAGGCGUCUCAUUGAAUUCUCUUCUUCUUCAGGGACCUGAUCUUUUAGAAAAUUUAGUUGGUAUCCUUUUUAGAUUUAGAGAAGGUCGCAUUGCUUUGACGGCAGAUAUCAAAGAAAUGUUCCCUCAAAUACGCAUUAGAGAGCAGGAUAGAGAUGCUUUACGCUUCUUGUGGCGUGACAAUUCAAUUAAAGAUGCACCUUUAAAAGAAUAUAGAAUGUGUGCGGUUAUUUUUGGAGCGACUUCUAGUCCAUUUAUCGCUCUAUAUAUCAAAAAUAAAAACGCAAUUUUUUAUCAAGAUCGGUAUCCAGAAGCGGUUGAUGCAAUUAUACAUGACCAUUAUAUGGACGACUAUCUUGGUAGUUUGGAUAAUGAGGAUCAGGCCGCACAGCUUGCUUUUGAUAUAGUUACUGUCCAUAGUAAAGCUUGCUUCGAAAUGCGUGGUUGGCUGUCUAAUAAUAAAGAAGCGUUGAGACUAAUUCCCGAGGAACUUCGCGCCGCGCACGCUGAGGAGGUUCCACUCGGUAAUACUUCAUCUAGUAUUAAAGUAUUAGGCGUUUCUUGGGAUCCCUCAACAGACCUUAUAGGUUUUAGGACCGGUUUGGAAAAUUUUACUUUGGGAACCAAUCUUAAUAAACGUAAGGUAUUAUCACACCUUAUGAAAGUCUAUGACCCGUUAGGUUUGCUGGGUCCAAUUGUAGGAAAAGGUCGCAUAUUACUCCAAGACGUGUGGAGAUCAAAUAUUGAUUGGGAUACGCCCUUUUCUCCUUCAGAAGUAUCAAAGUGGACCGAAUGGUUUAAAGAACUUUUUGAUGUAUCAACCAUCAAAAUUCCACGUUGGUAUGCUAAACAAAAUGGUGAACCUCUGCAUAGGGAGUUACAUGUAUUUGCAGAUGCAAGCGAGCUUGCUUAUGCGUGUGUGGCUUAUUGGAGAUUUUUGUAUCCAGAUGGUUGUGUCAAGCUCGCUCUCAUCGCUAGUAAAACAAGAGUUUCACCUUUAAAACCAACUUCAAUUCCGCGGUUAGAAUUACAAGCUGCUUUGAUUGCUUCACGCCUUGCUGUGACCAUCAAGGAAUCUCAUAAAAAGAAACCCAUCCGUACAGUUUUAUGGACGGAUUCAUUAACUGUUCUUAGUUGGCUUAGAAGCGACGCGCGUUCAUUCAAGCCAUUUGUAGCCCAUCGAAUCGGUGAAAUUUCUGAGAAUUCUCGUAUUCAGGAUUGGAGAUGGGUUCCAACUAGCUUGAACGUUGCUGAUGAUGCCACACGCACGAAACCCCUUAAUUUGAAUUCAAACCACCGUUGGUUUACGGGACCCCCAUUUCUUCUUGGUUCCCCGAAAGAUUGGCCUAUUGAACCAGCUGGUCAGCCCAUGGUUCAAGAGGAACGCAGACAGCAGUUGGAUCCAUUAGCUGUUCAUGUGUUAAUUAUUGCUGACUUUACUCGAUUCAGUGACUGGCUCCGAUUACUUCGCGUCACUGCUCGCGUUUUGCAGGUUGUUUCAAAAUUUCGUUCACUUUUGGAUCGAUCUAUUUCUGGCACUAAAAACUUUAUCUACACUCGUUAUCGUAAUUCUUCUGCGUCCACCACUUUAAUAUCUUUGACAGCAGAACUAAUGAAAGCCGCAGAACGACAUGUCUUGCAACGUGUUCAACAAGACAGUUUUAGAGAAGAGAUCCAGUGCAUUACGAGAUCACAACCAAUCGCAAAAUCGAGUCGCCUCAGCAAAUUGUCGCCAAUGAUGGGAGAAGAUAACCUUUUACGACUGUAUGGUAGGAUUAAGGCCGUACAAAAUGUUGACACUGAUGUAAGAUUUCCCAUACUCUUAGAUGGUCACCAUCCCGUUGUUCGCUUACUCGUUCAAUAUUUCCACAGAAAGGCAGGUCAUGCUAAUAACGAAACGGUUAUAAAUGAAAUCAGACAACAAUAUUGGUCUUGGUUACUUCACUUGCGCAACACCGUACGAAGCGUGGCUUAUCAAUGUUGCUUCUGUCGCAUUAGAAAAACUAAACCACUGAAUCCAGUGACCGGAAAUCUUCCUCCACACCGGCUUGCUCACCAUCGUCGUCCAUUUACUUUCACGGGAUUGGAUUACUUCGGACCAAUUAACGUCACUAUUGGUCGAAGACAUGACAAGCGCUAUGUUGCGCUAUUUACUUGCCUGACGUCUAGAGCUGUCCAUUUAGAGCUUGUCCACAACCUCUCUGCUGAUUCAGCUAUUAUGAGCAUACGGAGAUUUAUAGCAAGAAGAGGCACGCCUGAAACAAUUUACUCCGAUAAUGGCACAAACUUUGUAGGAGCCAAUCGCUUAUUAAGAGAAUUUUACCAACCUGCGGUUCCAGAUUUUGCUGCCAAUAGAGGCAUAAAGUGGAGCUUCAUCCCAGCUGCUGCGCCUUUUUUUGGAGGUUGUUGGGAGAGACUUAUUCGCUGUGUGAAAGUUGCAUUAAAAGCUACACUACAUGAAAGGUCACCUAAAGAGGAGGUACUACUUACGUUGUUGACUGAAGCCGAAGCAAUUGUUAACUCACGACCUCUUACUUAUGUCUCGGUUGAAUCCGAUAGCGAGGAAACUUUAACGCCAUUUCACUUUCUGAUCGGUUCAUCUUCCAAUCAGAUGUCAGCCGGAGUGUUAGAUGAUACUGAUUUAGUCCGAAGAGCGGAUUGGAAGAAGGCGCUUCGUCUGGCUGAUCACUUUUGGAAUCGGUGGGUGAAAGAAAUAUUACCUACUAUGCAGCCUCGUCUAAACGGUCGAAGAGAUCGUAAUUUGAACAUUGGCGAUUUGGUUGUGAUCGUAGACGAGAAUCUUCCAAGAGGAACGUGGCCCCGUGGACGUGUCACAGCAACUUUCCCAGGCAACGAUGGCGUUAUUAGGGUGGUGGACGUAGCGACAGCAGGCGUCCAUAAUAUCGCCCACAAGGCCUUUGCUGUCAAAGGAAUCAAGAAGAAACCUAGUAAGUGUGAAGACAAAGGUAGUAAUAACAAGGACAGUAGCAAAAAGUUUAAAUGCUUUGGUUGCAAAGAGGUUGGUCACCUUAAGAAAGACUGUCCUAAGAAAGUAGUUUCUCGAAAAGAUUGCAGUAGUAAGGGAAUUAACAUGAUGUUACUGACUGUGAAUUCGGCUGAAAGUAGUAUUGUAGAUCGUGACCAUUGGAAUGUGGAUAAUGGGGCUACGAAUCAUGUUACAAUGCGGAAUGAUAUCUUUCAAGAUUUCGAAUACUUCAGUGAAGGUCACACUGUAACUACGGCAGAUAAAAAUGUGAUCAAGGCAAAGUUCAGUUUGUAUUGA
Galleria mellonella (greater wax moth) is the source of this 5955-nucleotide messenger RNA. RefSeq lists its product as uncharacterized. The record is from RefSeq and is a predicted model, not a curated record. The coding region runs from base 1 to 5955 and encodes 1984 amino acids. Gene Ontology annotation, molecular function: nucleic acid binding; zinc ion binding. The transcript is spliced from 3 exons. Lineage: Eukaryota; Metazoa; Arthropoda; Insecta; Lepidoptera; Pyralidae. Gene Ontology annotation, biological process: DNA integration.